AUGAUGAAGAAACAAGUGAUCUUUGUAGUGGUUUUGUUUGCACUUUUCUUGAUUUUCUUGGACGCUAAACAAGUAGGAGCCAUUAGAGUGUUACGAGCCACGGUCGAUAGCGAGAUCCGGUUCGUGUCGUUGCAGAGAGGUACGGUGCCUGCGUCCGGUGGGAACGGUUGCACACAUAUCCGCAAUGGUUCGGGCGAGUGCCGCGGAUGA
This is a messenger RNA of Arabis nemorensis, 210 nucleotides long. The record is from the annotation of a GenBank genome assembly. Lineage: Eukaryota; Viridiplantae; Streptophyta; Magnoliopsida; Brassicales; Brassicaceae.